Molecule: messenger RNA, 693 nt
Organism: Symbiodinium pilosum
Lineage: Eukaryota; Dinophyceae; Suessiales; Symbiodiniaceae
Source: the annotation of a GenBank genome assembly
AUGCCAGGCACAGUGUGCCUGGUAUCCCGGCUGGACCACCCAACGUCUGGGGUGUUGCCCCUGCCCUUGGGCGGUGAAGGCUCCCAGCCAGCCUAUUGGCUUCAAGCGCAAUUUGCAGCAAGGCUGGUUCAGAAGGAGACUUGUCGUGGUGACCUCUUAGUGGGUAUUGCUGGGCGUGGUGCAACUCAUGAGUUUGUGACACUGAAGAUUGCUGCUGGCACCCCUGAGGAGUACCUCUGCCUUUGCGAGGGCAAAUCUUUGGGCGCUGUUGGCAGCUCGCGCACCAUCGACAGCCCGCUGCAGACAAUUGAAGUCAACGAAUUUGGCCGGCACUUCAGCAGAACAACAGUCUCGCACAACCAGGGAAGAGCUUCCUGUACCAAGCUUGAGGCCGGACUGACCUACACUAAUCUGACCAUGCUCGCUGCACGUGACGCUGUUGAAGUGUUGCUGAGUUUGUUGAGUGACUGGGAGAUUGACAUGGCUGGCUGUGACCAUUCGUCAAGCUUGCUGCAGGUUCUAGACAGGUUUGUCGUCCGUUCCGGCACAGAGAUCAUGCUUCUGUCGGCCAAGCCGCUUACAGGACGCACUCAUCAGAUUCGAGUGCACUUGGCAAGUGUCUCGCCAGCAGAUUUUUGCUUCAUGUUUGCCGCAAUCUUGGAUUUAGAUGCAUGUAUUCGGGUGUGUGCUUAG